Molecule: messenger RNA, 1305 nt
Organism: Meleagris gallopavo (turkey)
Lineage: Eukaryota; Metazoa; Chordata; Aves; Galliformes; Phasianidae
Gene: GDPD4
Product: glycerophosphodiester phosphodiesterase domain containing 4
Biological process (GO): lipid metabolic process
Cellular component (GO): membrane
Molecular function (GO): glycerophosphodiester phosphodiesterase activity
Source: RefSeq, a predicted model, not a curated record
UUCUCCCAGCCUUCAGGACUGAAUUUAUUAAGCCUCACGUGGCCCCUCCUACCGUGGGAGGGACGGCUCUGCAGCCUCUCUAAUGCUGGGUGUCACAGAGCCGUGCCACCAUUUGGGACCAGGAGUGUCACGAGCAAAGGACACCAUCACCCAAGUCUGGCAGAGAGCAGGAAUACCCCUCCACGUGCACCCUGCUGAGGGGUGUUUUGCUCCAAGCCUAUUAACUCCAGCAGCCUGGGGAGGGCUGGUACUGGGGGUUUUGGAAAAAUGACCGUCCAGGGGCCCCAUCCUUUGUCCAGGCUGAAUAGCACUCUGCAGAGCUGCCGACAGAGAUCAUCUGGGCUGCUCUCCAUGGCUCAUAUUCCCGGUGUAUAAAGCAAAGCUGUAACUUUGAGCAUCUCCAGAUUUCCUGAGAAGUUUACAGGAAAGACCAAGUGGUGAUGGUCUCCCGCCACGCAAAGGAAAUGAAGAAGAUGAGAUAAAGCUAUUCAGAUGGAAGCCAGUUCCACCAGCCUCAAGAAGAUCAAAUUUGGGAAGCUGAAGGUGGUACGUCGGCGCUUGCUGCAGAGAUAUGAGCACCAGCCCUUCAUCUCCUGCCUGGCUGGGUUCUACAGCUGCCGAUGGAAGCGCUACCAGCGCAGAAGGACCGAGCCUGGGAAAUGCUGCUGCAAGACGCGGGAAUGUGUGUUUUUCCCACUGCUUGUUGGAGCUUUCUGCUUUUCUCUGGUCUUCCUGUACAUGUGGGGUGAAGCAAAAAAUGACUACAAUAACUUUGACUGGUAUAACUAUGGGAACCUAGGCUUCUGGUUCCUCUGGUCUCUGGUUCUCCUGAUAGUGGCUGCAAUCCUGUUCAUGUACAUCACACUGCUUUUGGUCCUAGCAAUGUGCUUGCUCGCAGAAGGGCAGCAGCUAUACUUGCACUGGAGUCACAAGAUUGGGACUUUUCUUGUCCUGGGUUUCUCUAUCACAGCAAUCUUCAUAUUGUCUGUACUCUGGGGAGAUCAAUGGAAAACAGUCCGCCUGUCGUUCCAGAUCACAGCCCCCUAUCUCCACAUAGGAGCAAUAACCAUCAUGGUCCUCCUCUCCUGGCCCAUGGCUCUGCAUGCCAUCAGAGCAGAUAAGAAAGUUGUUCAGGUGAUAAUUGUUGGUCCAUACCUGGCUAUCCUUCUCUUUCUUUUCUUGAUACCUCUGGGGAUGUACUCUCCUUGCAUCAGAGAGGUGGGGACACUUGGACCAAAGCCAGCCCUCAUCGGACACCGCGGAGCACCAAUGGUAGGUGUGGAGAAGUAGUUGUACAUCUCUUCA